Paramecium pentaurelia is the source of this 326-nucleotide messenger RNA. Lineage: Eukaryota; Ciliophora; Oligohymenophorea; Peniculida; Parameciidae. The record is from the annotation of a GenBank genome assembly.
AUGAUAUUUGGCAUCAUUAGGAGGGAAAGACGAUAUAAACAUGUUAAUUAAUUGGAAUAUUAAGGCAGGGAAGGCUUUAUAUGGAACUCUAAAUAGAGAUCCUGUUAAUUUAAUCUAGUUUACCAUUAAUCAGAUGAAAAAAUGAUUUCAGUUUUAAAUACCGGAGUUUAGAUUUUAACAAUAGAUAAAUAAAAUAAAAAGGUAUGAUGUAUGCUUAUUUAAAGAUUCAAUCCUUUGAUGUUUAUUUUGGAGGUGUCAUAAGAACAUUUAAUUAUGUUGCAAUUCAUAACAAUGUUUAAUUUUUUUUUUGGAACAAAGACUGGUGA